AUGCCUUCGCAGACUGAGCCCAAUAUCUCGCCGACCCCCGCCCGGGCACGAGGCCCGCCCCUUCUCCUCCCCGCCACCGUCACCCCCGCACCCACCCAUGUCGCGCGCCUCCUCCUCCUCCUCCUCCUGACCCCGACGUUCUCGACCGACACCGUCCUUACCACGCUUUCUCUCCCCACCUUCACCACCACCACCUUCACCCGGCCCGGAGCACAGCCCACCGCCGCGACUUCGCCCUCCCAGCCCCGCUCGACCGUGCCCGUCGCGGCCAUCGCAGCUGGCACCACAGCGGGCGUCCUUCUCGCUCUCGUUGCCGUCGUCGGCUGGACCUGGUGGGGCAGAUGCAUAAAGCGCAAAGCGGCUAAGCAGCGCAAGGAGACACUCGCGUUUCUCCAAGUGCGGGAGAACACCCGCAAAAACGCGUCCACCUCUUCGCGCCCCGACGCUCGCUAUACGCCCAUCGCGACGCGAGACCGCAACGGGCGCAAGGUCACCUUCGCCUCCUCGCCCCCCGCGUCGUCCUCCCAGUCGACGCUCUGGGGAGCGGUGGACGCGAAACCCGUCCGCUCCGACGCGGAGAAACUGCCCCGUGCGACGCCGAGAAGCCGUCCGCCCACGCCCCCUGCCCAUCUCGCGAAGGCGUUCUACGCCCCAGAGAAGAGCCCCCCGCCGCCGUUACCCCGGUGGAACCCUGGGCGCGAGCCUGCACCCAUCCCGCCCGUGCCGCCGAUUCCGCCAUCGGAGGACGCCUCUCGCCCGCCCCACGGCCUGACGCACCAAGCGUCCACCCUCAGCUCCGGUUCCGUGUAUUCCACACAGAGCGCGAUGGAGGAAAGGAGGGCGGGCGUACCGUCGAGCCUGCUCGAGGCGCUGACCAGCGAGGACACGAGACGGUCUCUGCUGGCCAACUACCUCCCGUGGAACCGGUAUCGAAACUCGAUAGGGUCCAACAACCGCCUGUCGGAGUACAGCACUGGGUCGAUCUACUCGCAGUACGGCGACUAUCCUUGGGAGUCUAUGGGCUUCGCUUACGGCGGAGACGAUGAGCAACCCAGACGGUGA
Epithele typhae is the source of this 1062-nucleotide messenger RNA. RefSeq lists its product as uncharacterized. The transcript is spliced from 3 exons. The coding region runs from base 1 to 1062 and encodes 353 amino acids. The record is from RefSeq and is a predicted model, not a curated record. Lineage: Eukaryota; Fungi; Basidiomycota; Agaricomycetes; Polyporales; Epitheliaceae.